AUGCGUUUCAGCGUCGCCCACGCUCUCUUACCCUUCUCGCUCGUUGCAGCUCUCCCCCGCCCUGCUCUUCGUGGUCUCCGGCCGCUCAACCGGAGGGACAGUCUCCUCGAUACCUGCGCAUAUAUCGACGCGAAUGCGAUCUCGUCGACGAACCUCCUUGGUAUCUCUUUGGAUGCUCUCACCGGUGUCGACACCUGUCUAUGUCUUUCUGCGCUGCCGGUGUAUCUUGAGUCGGACACCAAGGCCGCUCUUCUGGUCGAUACCCUUGGGACUAGCGUGGUGACUGACGCGCUCUCGAAGCUGAUUAUUGGCGCGCCGGGAUCGAAGCAGUGUUCCUACCCUCCGCACUCCCAGCCCAUGUGCUCUGCGGACGAUGUAUGCGCCUUCCAAUGUGACGCUGGCUACACCAAGAGCGGAACUGGUGAAAGCUGCAUGGCGAAGGGCGGUCAUGUCAGUUCGACCGGGACCGUGACGACUGCUACUGGCACCCCCGGCAAUGGCUCAUCCGGACAGGACUGCGGUGAUGGGGUUUCCACUUCCAGUAGCAGUACUGUCAGCUCUCGCACGUCUGUCAGCAGCGUCCCCAAGGCGAUCGAUUCCGGCACAGAUUCUAGUGGUGGUUCAGUCUCCUCUGGGGGUGGCUCAAGCACUGGUACGCCCAUCUCUACCGGUGUCAGCGGCGAAGGCACCGCGACUUCUGGAACCGGGACUGGAACUGGCACAAAUGUUGGGGCUCAAUCUUCCGGGUCUAAGCCAUCUUCCUCCGCUGGUACAUCGAGCGGGGGUGAAGACGCUGGUAACGGUUCGGGCGCACCAUGUGGAUGCACUUCUGGUGAGGCUUCUUCGAACGUGGGAUCGGAAGCUGGUACUUCCGUUGAGGCCAGCGGUGACAUUUCUGCCAACGUCACUGUCGGCUCCGGUCUGGGUUUAGGCGUGGAUACUGGUGUCUCUGGAUCUGCUGGGACCACUCUCAACACCGCGGUCGGCCUAGGCGAUUCUACGGAGGUCGGCGUUGGUACUGGGGUCUCUAGUUCUCCCGCAGGAAGCGCUACGGCAACCGGAGAAGAAUCUCCAUCUAAUGGAUCCAGCAUUAGUACUGGCGCUGGUCUCGAGUCAGGUGUCGGUCUUGAAGUCGGGGUCGGUCUUGGAGCAGACUCGUCUUCCAUGGUUUCUGGUACCACGAGUGUUCCUGAUGAUCUGACCAACGUCACGAGCUCUCUAUCUACUGGGGUUGCAACCACUAUUGGCUUUGGAACCGAAGGCAAUGGUGAUGCCUCUACUACCGGUUCGCCAUCCUCCGAAUCAACACUACCUGGACCCGUCCCGGAGUCGGGUUCGCUCGGCAGCAGCCUGGGCACCGGUGCCAAUAUCGGCGUCCUUCCUACUGGUGUCCAGAUAGGAAGCUCCACCAGCCUCAAUACUACCGUCGGCCUUGGGGAUACUAGUAGCACGGAGGACUGCGAGGAAGAAGGCGAUAGCGACGGCCUUGGCCUGACGUUGGGUGCUGACGUCGACUCAACUAUCUCCAGUAGUACUUCGGUGGCCACCGACACUGCUGCCGAUGUUGACCUCGCGAGCAACACCAACCUGUCGGCCGCCGCUGAUGCUGGGGCGGAUCUGGCCGCGAGUGUGUCGGGGACUCUGGGUCUCAAUCUCGAGAGCGACACCACUGUCGACAGUAACGCAGCAGUUGAUCGCAGAAGGAGAUAUCUUUUUCGUGGUCGGAGGGUCUUCGUCCGCCGCACUGAUAACAACGACAGGGCCCAGUACAUGAACGCGGAUUACCGUCGGCAGAUCGGGGGUACGAGCAAGAACAAGCUUGUAGGAGCAGUGUAG
Messenger RNA from Gloeophyllum trabeum ATCC 11539, 1836 nucleotides. RefSeq lists its product as uncharacterized. NCBI's taxonomy places the organism in Eukaryota, Fungi, Basidiomycota, Agaricomycetes, Gloeophyllales, Gloeophyllaceae. The record is from RefSeq and is a predicted model, not a curated record. The transcript has 2 exons. Bases 1 to 1836 code for a protein of 611 amino acids.